AUGGCUCGUGGGUUUUUCUCUGCGCCGCCUCUCAACUACGAGACGCUUGCGCGGCGAUUGGCGAUUUUCCACAAGCGAAGGGCCACGCCCUCACUCCUUGCAGAUUACAUACGGGCCAAUCGCCAGCUCCAGCGGACCACUAAUCAAACUCGCCAUUUGUCCCCUGGUCAAAAUGAUCUCGGCUUGAAAGUUAAUGUUGCAAGCUCUACUUUAGAAAAGGAACUUUGGGCCGUCAUGCGACGGUACUGGUCCAUGUGUGUGGCCAGCGAUCUAGUUGUUCAGACCUAUGUCCUUUCAGCAGACAAUGCGGAUAUUGGCCCUGCGUUUUCGCUUGUGGCUGCAAAUCACAAACAGCACUCACAAGAUCUUCUGCCCGGUGUUAUGGCAUUGGUGGCUCUUCUUUUGCGCCGCAAUGACUACCACGGAUGUUUCAAGCUACUUGACAUCACUUUGAAUAGUGCAGAGCUGAAGGAAAAACGGCGUGGCCAGUGGCUCAGUACGCUCGGACUAGGAAUUGUUGGUGCGACUGGCGCUGGCGCCUUUGUUUCUACAUGUCUACCAUUAACACCAUGGUUAUUAUCGUUUGGUGUGGCCUCGGUUUGCGUCCUAGGGCCCUUUUUCGGUUUGCGUACAAUCGAGGCCGCUGCACAAGGCGCUCGAGUCGCCUGGAGACCCCGCACCGGUUUUUUUCAUCGCUGGAGCCAGCGCCAUGAAUGGCAGUUGGUCAAUCGCAUAAUCACUAGUUUUGAGGAACACCACGAAGUGAACGGACGAAACUUCCAUACCAGCGAAGUGCGACGUGCUCCUAGUCUAGCCAUGUUUGACCUGAACGAUUACGAGUUGCACUUGCCGCAAUCGCGUGCGCUAACUUUUCCGGGCGAAAAUUUUGUGGCAGACGAGCGAGCGGACGAAUUGGCACGGUAUUUUCGUGGCGAGCUUCAACGGCGACGCAUGGUGUGGAAUGUCUUGGAAGAGGAACGAAUGUUCAUUGAGUGCUGGCUGGCACAGGGUGAAAAUUAUUUUUGGGGAGAACCUGAUCAGGAUCCGGCCGAAAUGGUUCAAUUUCACUCUCGUGCGAAAUAUUAG
Messenger RNA from Clavispora lusitaniae ATCC 42720, 1086 nucleotides. RefSeq lists its product as uncharacterized. The record is from RefSeq and is a predicted model, not a curated record. NCBI's taxonomy places the organism in Eukaryota, Fungi, Ascomycota, Pichiomycetes, Serinales, Metschnikowiaceae.